AUGUAUGCCCUUACAGCUGAGGAGGCUGAAGCUAGUACAGAAGUAGUAGCAGGUAUAUGUGCAUUGGUCUUAUUCGAUUUUAGGGCAUCACAUUCAUUUGUGUCUAAGCAAUUUGCUAGAAAGCUUGAUGUGCCAUCGAGGACCUUAGAAUGCAAGUUAGUGGUUAGCACACCUACAGGCGUAGUGGAACAGUUGAAAGAGGUCUGUGGGCAGUGUUCAGUUGAGAUUGAUGGGAAGACACUAGAUGCCCAGCUUAUCAAAUUCAACAUCAAUGUUUACAAUGUGCUCUAUGUGUCUAUGCUGAAGCGGUACAUCCAUGAUCCAUCACAUGUGUUGCCCGUGGAACCUGAAUAUUUAGAGGCUGAUAUGACCUAUGAAGAGCAGCCCGUUGAAAUUCUAGACCAUAAGAUAAUGACUCUUCGCAAUCGCUCCAUUGCCUUUGUGAAAGUCUGA
Molecule: messenger RNA, 453 nt
Organism: Macadamia integrifolia
Lineage: Eukaryota; Viridiplantae; Streptophyta; Magnoliopsida; Proteales; Proteaceae
Exons: 3
Coding region: 1-453 (150 amino acids)
Source: RefSeq, a predicted model, not a curated record